This is a messenger RNA of Baudoinia panamericana UAMH 10762, 1829 nucleotides long. RefSeq lists its product as uncharacterized. The coding region runs from base 149 to 1804 and encodes 551 amino acids. The record is from RefSeq and is a predicted model, not a curated record. NCBI's taxonomy places the organism in Eukaryota, Fungi, Ascomycota, Dothideomycetes, Mycosphaerellales, Teratosphaeriaceae. The transcript has 3 exons.
GGUUCGGUCCGGAGACGGACCAGAAGGAUCGCAGUCUGCUGUACGAUGGACAUAAUCUUGACGAGACGCCGUUGAUGUUCUUUGAAAGAGCUGAGAUUGCAGGCCCGAAAGAACACCUGUGAGCGGACUCGCACAAACAUCCAUCACGAUGGUCGCUCAGGGCGUGUCAACAGCGCCAGCGAAAGAGUACCAAGCGAUCGCCAGUCGCGCACAGCAAAGCGUGCUUGACUCGCUACCGGCACAAUGCAGACUAUCUUCGACGGCGAAGGCUGAUUUGCUCAGCAACCUACCAAGCGCAGUUGAAGACUGCGGCUUGCUGGGGCCUAAGCAGUUGGAGAUUACUUCCCUGACUGCUUCGGUACUCCUACAGCGUAUUCAUGCACGGGAGCUUACUGCCGUCGAAGCGACCGAGGCCUUCUGUGCGCGUGCCGCGAUAGUUCAUCAGCUGGUCAACUGUCUCGUCGACUUCUUUCCAGAUGAGGCCAUCGCAUCCGCCGCUGCUCUUGACAAAGAGCUGGAGAAGACGGGCAAGCCCGUCGGUCCGCUUCACGGCCUACCCAUCUCGAUCAAAGAUAUCAUGAAUGUCAAGGGGCACGUGACAACUAUGGGCUUCACGGCUUGGUAUCACAAUGAACCUGCUUCGUCCGAUGCUUCUGUAGUCAAGGUGAUGCGCGAUGCAGGCGCGAUCAUCUUCGCUCGUACGACCUGUCCGCAGUCGGGUAUGGCACUUGAGACCGUGAGCAAUCUCUGGGGUCGCACAUUGAAUGCCAUCAAUCCGGACUUUGGGUCCGGUGGCUCGUCUGGUGGUGAAGCCGUUCUUACGGCACUAAAAGGAACGCCUGCAUCUCCAUUGAGUACUGACAUAGGCGGGAGCAUCCGGGGGCCAGCUGCGUUCAAUGGAUUGUACGGUAUGCGACCUAGCCACGACCGUGUGCCGAGGACAGGGUUGGUACAUCCUGCGCUCGGCAAUGUUUCGAUCAAGAGCGCUGCAGGACCGGUGUGUCACAGUAUGGAGGACCUUAAGCUGUUCAUCAAGUUAAUCGUCACGCAUCCAACGAUGCCGUACGAGACGAGUUGCAUACUACCCUUCUGGGACGAUUCAGCGUCGGCACCGAAGAAACUACGAGUAGGCCUCAUGACGACCGAUGGGGUUGUAGAACCACACCCGCCCGUUCAGCGCGCACUCCGCGAAAGCGCAGCCAGGCUGCACGCUGCCGGUCACGAAGUCGUGGAUUUUAGAGCUCCUUUCGACUGUUGGCAAGCGGCAAUGACGACGUUUGCGUUAUACUUCCAGACCGGCGCGAAAGAGGCCAAAGCUCUACUGGAAAUGGCCGGAGAGCCACCUAUACAUCAAUUCGACUACAACCUCAAGAUCUUCGGUGUCAAGGAGCUCACUGCGCCCGAGAUCUUCCACCAUAGCCGACAGCAAGCGGCGUGCAAGGCGCGUUUCCAGCAGGCUUGGGACGAGGCGAAGAUAGACUGUCUGCUGUGUCCGGUUGCGCCGCAAGCGGCAGUACCGCACGACUUUCCGGUCUGGUGGGGUUACACCAGUCUCUUCAAUCUGUUGGACUAUCCGUCUGUGGUGAUGCCGGUGAAGGGUGUGAAGGUCGAUCAGAAGCUGGACGAGAAGGACGCGAGCUAUCAGCCGCGCGACAACCCGUUUGACCGGCCGAAUUGGGAAAUUUAUGACGCCAAGCGGUGGAAAUCACAGCCUGUGUGCGUGCAGAUUGUGGGGAGGCCUUUUCGAGACGAAUACCUGAUCGCCGUGUCCGAAGCGAUGGAUACUGUUAUCAACCCCAGAUAGAGCAGUCACUUGGCCUCCAGUCAGC